AUGGAAGCGGAAGAGGACGAGGAGGCUGCUGGCAAACAGGUUGCUAACUCGGUUCCGGUCCAUCAGCUUCAUCUUUCAUCUGGUGAUGCCGCGACGCAUGAGGCAGGGAGAGGGGACCAGGACUUGACUUACCGCGCCCGGGGCACAGACGAGAGGGACACAGCAGUCGUAGGCGUUUACGGUCGCGUUGCCGCAGGGGAAGCCGACCUAUUUGGGUCAAUAGGACAUAUGUGGGAGAGGUGGACUUACGCCGGAGCAGGACUUCUCAGCGGAAGGCAGCGCCACGGCGGCGGAGAGGAGGAGGGUAAGCGAGAGGAGACGCAUUUUGGACGCUGA
Messenger RNA from Aspergillus fischeri NRRL 181, 336 nucleotides. RefSeq lists its product as uncharacterized. The coding region runs from base 1 to 336 and encodes 111 amino acids. The transcript is spliced from 2 exons. NCBI's taxonomy places the organism in Eukaryota, Fungi, Ascomycota, Eurotiomycetes, Eurotiales, Aspergillaceae. The record is from RefSeq and is a predicted model, not a curated record.